UUUAAACAUUAAACAGCUAAUAUAUAGCACUUAAUUUUUAAUCUUACCCUGCAUAUAAAUAGUCAUUUUAUUUUUGGGCUGAAAUUUACUUCCAAUGGAAUCUGAAGCCUCCAAUGUUCCAUCAAAUUUGAACAUGACAAUUCCUAUUCCAUCAGUAGAACUCGUCAGUGAAAUCCUUUCGAGGCUUCCAGUAAAAUUUCUCUUGAAAUUUAGGUCUGUUUCGAAAUCUUGGCUUUCUUUAAUCUCUAGCUCUGAAUUUAUCAAGAAUCAUCUGAAUUUAUCGGCUAAUAACAAGGAAGACACCCACCAUGUACUUAUUUUGGAUGUUGGUGGAGGGAAAUGGAAUUAUAAGGGAUUUCCUCUUAAAUCUUUAUUUUAUGACUCUGUUACUGAGCCUCUUGAAUUGGAUUUUCCCAUUGAAAAAAACAAUCAUUGGCACUAUGUUAAGGGUUCUUGCAAUGGAUUGGUUUAUCUUUCCGAUUAUUGCCUAGAAUAUUCCCUUUUAUGGAAUCCAACUACUAGAAAGCACAAGGAUUUGCCUCCUUUUAGACCUAGAGCCAAAAAAACCGAACCCGCAUUUGGCUUUGGAUAUGAUGAGCUCCAUGAUGAUUAUAAAGUAGUGAUUAUUUCUUAUAAUUAUACUAUUCGCACUUCAGAUGACAUUGAGGUCAAAGUAUAUAGUCUAAAGAGUGAUUCUUGGACUAGUGUUGAUUAUUGUGAUGAGGGGAUAUUCUUUAUCAAAAAAAGUCCUGGUUAUUGUGGGGAGAUAUUAAUUGAUAAUGGUUUUUUGGGUGGGAAGCUUUAUUGGGGUACUUCUAUUUCUGAUCCUAAUCCUAAUGUGCAUAACAGCAGGAACAUUAUGGCUUUUGAUUUAGCUAAUGAGAAGUGGGAAAAGGUGGAGGAGCCCUCCUAUGGAGAAAGAGAGACUGAAUUGCUUGUGGGAAAGUUGGGAAGUGAUCUUUGUGUCUUUAUUGAUUAUAAGACAAUUCAUAUAGGUGUUUGGGUUAUGAAAGAGUAUGAGGUUAAAGAAUCUUGGAUAAAUAUGUUUACCAUCCCAUAUCCAAAUGAUCCAGAAUGGUUUCCAAACUUUUUUAUGUCAAAUAAAGGUAAAAUAUUGUCGGUGUCUGGAGCAACUUUCAUGAUAUACAAUUCAACAGACGACUCAUUCAGAUAUUCAUGUGUUACUAACUGUCAUGACGGUCAAUAUGCCCAAUUCUACCUUGAAAGCCUAGUUUGCCCUUUAUCAACCCAAGGGGCAGAGAAUGCGGAAAAAGCUCAUAUUAAAAAAUCUAGUAACAAAUAA
Molecule: messenger RNA, 1303 nt
Organism: Solanum dulcamara
Lineage: Eukaryota; Viridiplantae; Streptophyta; Magnoliopsida; Solanales; Solanaceae
Product: F-box protein CPR1-like
Exons: 1
Coding region: 95-1303 (402 amino acids)
Molecular function (GO): protein binding
Source: RefSeq, a predicted model, not a curated record